Messenger RNA from Zalophus californianus (California sea lion), 13331 nucleotides. It is a transcript of the gene CLSTN2, whose product is annotated as calsyntenin 2. The record is from RefSeq and is a predicted model, not a curated record. The coding region runs from base 415 to 3198 and encodes 927 amino acids. The transcript is spliced from 19 exons. Gene Ontology annotation, cellular component: postsynaptic membrane; cell surface. Gene Ontology annotation, molecular function: X11-like protein binding; calcium ion binding; amyloid-beta binding. NCBI's taxonomy places the organism in Eukaryota, Metazoa, Chordata, Mammalia, Carnivora, Otariidae. Gene Ontology annotation, biological process: positive regulation of synapse assembly; positive regulation of synaptic transmission; homophilic cell-cell adhesion.
UGCUUGGGCAACAUAUAACUACUUGGCCUCAGAAGAUCAGAUGGAGCAGGAAACUUUUGGAAAAGUCAUUUACAAAUCUACAUAGCUUCAGGAGAGUUUGCCUAUAAGCAGUGUGCAAAAGUGAUCUAAAGGAGCCAGAUAGUCCACAUAAAUAAGAAGUGAAAUUGGCCUGCCAAUGCUUUCUUUCUGAAGCAGUGAGAAGCAGAUGAGCAUUUUGCAGUGAAUAUACUAUAAACCAGAGGUGGAGGCAAAGAGAGAAGGCAAGGAGUGCUCCUGAGAAUGCAUCUGCACUCUAGUUAAAGCCGCUUCGGGUGGCAAGACCUAAUUUCUCUGUAAAUGGAGCAGAAAUAUCACACUGGUGUUUCCUCUGUAUGAGUGCAAAGAUACAGGCAUUUCUCCAGAUGCUGAAACAGCAUGAGAAAGACACAAGACAGAGUCAACAAGCACAAACCAUGGAUCGAGACUUCAUAUCACGGAGUCAUAACUGAGAACAAUGACACAGUCAUUUUGGACCCACCACUUGUAGCCCUGGAUAAAGAUGCACCAGUUCCUUUUGCAGGGGAAAUUUGUGCCUUCAAGAUCCACGGCCAGGAGCUGCCCUUCGAGGCCGUGGUGCUCAACAAGACGUCAGGAGAGGGCCGGCUGCGUGCCAAGAGCCCCAUCGACUGCGAGCUGCAGAAGGAGUACACGUUCAUCAUCCAGGCCUACGACUGUGGCGUGGGGCCCCGGGAGACGGCCUGGAAGAAGUCGCACAAGGCCGUGGUCCACAUCCAGGUGAAGGACGUCAAUGAGUUUGCUCCCACCUUCAAAGAGCCAGCCUACAGGGCAGUCGUGACAGAGGGGAAGAUCUACGACAGCAUCCUGCAGGUGGAGGCCGUCGACGAGGACUGCUCCCCCCAGUACAGCCAGAUUUGCAACUAUGAAAUCAUCACAACGGACGUGCCCUUUGCCAUUGACAAAAAUGGCAACAUUAGAAAUACCGAGAAGCUGAGCUAUGACAAGCAACGCCAGUAUGAGAUCCUGGUGACCGCCUAUGACUGUGGACAGAAGCCCGCCGCGCAGGACACGCUGGUGCAGGUGGAUGUGAAGCCAGUUUGCAAGCCUGGCUGGCAAGACUGGACCAAGAGGAUUGAGUAUCAGCCUGGCUCAGGGAGCAUGCCGCUUUUCCCCAGCAUCCACCUGGAGACGUGCGACGGGGCCGUGUCCUCCAUCCAGAUCACCACGGAGCUGCAGACCAAUUACAUCGGAAAGGGCUGUGACCGGGAGACCUACUCUGAGAGAUCUCUUCAGAAAUUAUGUGGAGCCUCCUCUGGUAUCAUCGACCUCUUGCCGUCCCCCAGCGCUGCCACCAACUGGACAGCAGGGCUCCUGGUGGAUAGCAGCGAGAUGAUCUUCCAGUUUGAUGGCAGACAAGGGGCCAAGAUCCCUGAUGAGAUUGUGCCCAAGAACCUGACAGACCAGUUCACCAUCACCAUGUGGAUGAAACACGGCCCCAGCCCUGGUGUGAGAGCCGAGAAGGAAACCAUCCUCUGCAACUCAGAUAAGACUGAAAUGAACCGGCAUCACUACGCCUUGUACGUGCACAACUGCCGCCUCGUCUUUCUCUUGCGCAAGGACUUCGACCAGGCCGACACCUUCCGCCCUGCUGAGUUCCACUGGAAGCUGGACCAGAUAUGUGACAAAGAAUGGCAUUACUACGUCAUCAAUGUGGAGUUUCCUGUAGUUACCUUAUACAUGGAUGGAGCAACAUAUGAACCCUAUCUGGUGACCAACGACUGGCCCAUUCAUCCAUCUCACAUAGCCAUGCAACUUACGGUCGGCGCUUGUUGGCAAGGAGGAGAAGUCACCAAACCGCGGUUUGCUCAAUUCUUCCACGGCAGCCUGGCCAGUCUCACUAUCCGCCCUGGCAAAAUGGAGAGUCAGAAGGUGAUCUCCUGCCUGCAGGCCUGCAAGGAAGGACUGGAUAUUAAUUCCCUGGAAAGCCUCGGCCAAGGAAUAAAGUACCACUUCAACCCCUCACAGUCCGUCCUGGUGAUGGAAGGUGACGACAUUGGGAACAUCAAUCGCGCCCUCCAGAAGGUGUCCUACAUCAACUCCAGGCAGUUCCCGACGGCGGGUGUGCGGCGCCUGAGAGUCUCUUCCAAAGUCCAGUGCUUCGGAGAAGAUGUGUGCAUCAGCGUCCCCGACAUGGAUGCCUAUGUGAUGGUGCUGCAGGCCAUUGAGCCCCAGAUCAGCCUCCGGGGCACGGACCACCUCUGGAGACCCACCACCCAGUUUGAAAGUGCCCGAGGGGUGACCCUCUUCCCGGACCUCAAGAUCGUGAGCACCUUUGCCAAAGCCGAGGCCCCGGGUGACCUGAGGACCACAGCCCCCAAAUCAGCAGUCUUAGAAGAAAUGCUUCACAACUUAGAUUUCUGUGACAUUUUGGUGCUUGGAGGGGACCUGGACCCAAGACAGGAAUGCCUGGAGCUCAACCACAGCGAGCUCCAUCAGCGACACCUGGAUGCCACCAAUUCCACAGCAGGCUACUCUAUCUAUGGCGUGGGCUCCAUGAGUCGCUAUGAGCAGGUGCUGCAUCACAUCCGCUACCGCAACUGGCAUCCAGGUUCCCUUGAGACCCGGCGGUUCAGAAUCAAGUGCUCAGAACUCAAUGGACGUUAUACCAGCAAUGAGUUCAACCUGGAGGUCAGCGUCCUCCGUGAGGCCAGAGUCUCAGACAAGGAGCAUGUCAACCACCUUAUUGUGCAGCCUCCCUUCCUGCAGUCUGUCCACCACCCUGAGUCCCAGGGUAGCAUCCAGCACAGUUCAGUGGUCCCAAGCAUCGCCACAGUGGUCAUCAUCAUCUCCGUGUGCAUGCUGGUAUUUGUCGUGGCCAUGGGCGUGUACCGGGUCCGGAUCGCCCACCAGCACUUCACCCAGGAGGCGGAGGCUGCCAAGGAGGCUGAAAUGGAUUGGGACGACUCUGCGCUCACUAUCACAGUCAACCCCAUGGAGAAACAUGAAGAACCAGGGCAUGGGGAAGAGGAGACUGAGGAAGAGGAAGAGGAAGAAGUAGAGGAAGACGUGAGCUCCAGCAGCAGUGAGUCAGAGGACAGCGAAGAGGAAGAGGAGGAGGAAGGGGUCGGCAGGGGCAGGCACGGGCAGAGCGGAGCCAGGCACACCCAGCUGGAGUGGGAUGACUCGGCCCUGCCCUACUAGCACCCCGCUGCCUGCGCCCACUCACGCGGCCCUUUUGUAAGCCCCACCCGAUGUAUGCCCGAGUCUAUCAUGUGUCGCCUCUGAUUCCUAUGACGGGUCUGGGCAGGCCUUCUCCAGCCUCCUGAAAGCCACCCUUUAUGCCUUGGGCACUCCCUGUGUCCCAGCCCUGGGGAGGGUCCAAGACUCCCAGGGUCGUCAUUAGUGGGGACUUCCAGGGGGACUUUGUCCUGUAGCCCCCCAUGUCUGCCCUGGGCUCUCCCAGCAUCCUGUCAGCCAGUCUGCAGAGUUCUGCCUGUGCUCUUCUCUACAGGGGAGAAAGUCAGCCUUUAUAUCACUCACCUCCCCCGGACUCCCUGUGCCCAGGGCCCUUGGGUUCCAGCUCACUGUGCGUGCACCUGCCCCCGUCUCCUCUUCCACACAGACCAGCAGGUUCUCCUUCCCUGACUCUUCAGGUGGCUUCACACGGGCAAGGUGGUCAGACUUCACACACAAGAGGUCUCCAUUCUUAAAGGAAAGUCCUUGUUGAGGCAGAAUUAAUGUAUAGGGAAAGGUUCACAUGGACGCACGCACACGCACUCAUACGCUCUCCCCAGUUCGGAGAGCCUUUCCCUUUGUCCUUUCUGAUGCCACACAAACUUAGAUGAAAAGUCCAAAACCAAGAAGAGGUCCUUGGCCACAGCAGGGUCUGGUCCCCAGCCAAAGCUCUCUGUCAGCCUGCCUUGGCUGCCCUGCUGGGGGCUGCCACCACACAUCACAGGAACCAGGAAGCACUCCACAGAGGCACCGCCCCAGGCGACAGCGUGACAAGCCUGCAGCCAGGGAUCAGAAGGAAAGGCUGAUAGGAUGAGCAGCUGGGCAUCACGGCAGGCACAGAUCUGGGGGACGGGGGUGGUGGGGGUCUCCCCAGAGGGCAGCCAGAGGUUGACAAGGCUUUCAGCAUCUAGUCUUAGGGUCCCUCAUCACCAGUUUCACACUGUUUUACCUCUUGAGAAAAUGCAUCCCUCUCAGAUGUGUUAGUGUGAACUGUGAAUGUGCCGAAUCUAAAAUGAAAGUUUGGAGAUUUGAAUGCUGGGAAUUAGGAGCAUAUCUGUGAUUGGAACAGCUGCUGCUUUAUUCUUCUCAUAAAAGGAGCAACGCUUUGGGUGGGGGGCAAAUAUAUCUGAAAACCUAAUUUCUUGUUUUAAUAAGAAAAUCUUUUCCAACUCCACCCUAACAUGGAUACCUCGUGAGAAGGGUUGCUAUGGUAACUUGUGUGCGCUCUUUUGUGACCAAGAGAAGAGCAGGCAAAAACAGGGCCAUUCUAGGACUUCCACAAGGCUCUGAGACCGUCUUUGUUUCGAAUGUCUCUGGCUUUGUCCUCCGUCUGUACGAUCUGUCCCUUCCUCCCGCCCUCCCCCAGCCCAGCCCAUACUGGCAGAGGCACAGAGCUGGCCCCUAGUCACGGUGGCAUUCAAGUUCAAAAGCAAGUUGAGAAUCUGUUCAUUCUACUCACCAUGUCACCAAAACAGAGCUUAAAGGGGGGGGGUGCGGUCCAUCAUCAAUGUCCUCUAGUUUGACCUCCAUCCAUGAGCAGCCCCUGCAACCUUCUGAUUCAAGCAAACUACCUGAUGCAGCUUUUUCCACCACUGAUAGUGGUUCUUGCAUAUCUGUUUCCCUCCUUUGAGCCUCACCAUAAUUCAGUCAGAGAAUUGGGACAUCUAUUGUCAGGCAUAUUUUGAGUAAACUGAGGUUCGGAGCUUCAGCACCUUGCUCAGAGUCAUUUAGAGCCAGAGACGAGACCAGACUCCCCACCUUCCACUCUUGGUCCAGUGCCCACCCACCCCACUUCUAUUUAUAUUCAUAUAUAUACAGCUCGCAGGCACUUCUGAGGACCUACUAUGUGCUAAGCACUCAACCAGCAGCCCUACAAAAUGCUAAAGCUGAGGAAGAGGAGCGCCUCCCCUCCAAGGAUAUAAUCAUUGCAGAGGGGUACCCAACAGGCAUAGAAAUUAUACGAAACAGACCCAGAGCAGGGAGAGAAGUCACGGGAGGAAGAGGCACACAAUCACAAACUCAAUCAGUGCUCUAAUUUUUCGGAAAAAUGCAGGCAGAAGUUCGGGAUUUUAUAUUCAUUGAAUGGAAACAGACACUUCUGUGAAUUCUCCCAACCAAAAUGCCCUUUUUCUAUCAGGCUGUGUCUGCACAUCUACAAGGAGAAAAUCUCUAACACUGCUUAGAGGAGUCUUAAACACUCCUACCAUACGUUCAAGGAAAGCAGCCUUCCCAUUUGCCAAGGGAAAGUAGAGUCCCACCACUCCCUUCGUUAAAUAAAAGAAGAUUCUCCAGUUGGGCACUUAGGAGCUAACAGAAUUCUCCCAAAAUUAUGGCAGUAUAACCAAAUUUAUGGUUCAAAACCCUUUUUUUUGUUAUAAGAAAUUUUUUUAAUGUUUCAAGUUUCUAAAUUCUAGUAAAUUAACAUAGAGUGUAAUAUUAGUUUCAGGAGAAUUCAGUGAUUCAUCACUUACAUACGACACCCAGUGCUCAUCACAACCAGUUCUUUUUCAACUGAAUUUCCAUUUAAAAUUAUAGGUCUGGUUUUCAUGAGAGCACCUUGCAGAGUCCUUUUGGUUUGGUUGGGGUGGGAAGGGCUUCCUCAUGCCCUCUGGCCAACUCCAAUGCUGCAUCACUUACUCAUGGUUGAGUGGGCUAUUUGGAGCAUAAUUUGGGGAGGGUAUUGAGGGAUCAGGUAAAAGUGGCACUUGGCUAAGGACACAGGGUUGAAUCAUUAGUGACUAGAUUGAUGUAGAGAAAUAAUGGAAACAAGUCAGGACCCUCUCCAUCAACUCCUGUUGUGCGAAGCCAGACUGCAUGUCAGCUCCAAAAAUGAGGCAUAAUAAUACUGCUGGGUCAGUGGGCAUUUAUCAUGUUCCCAAUACCCUACUCAACAAGAAGGAGUGGUUAUAUAAAAGUAGAAGAAGCUUCAGGGACUAUUCAGGUGAGUGGCGAGUAAUGUAACUUGCCCUCCACCAGAUAUUCUAAUGAUGAGCGAAAAAGGUCAUUAAUUAGCCCAGCAUUUUUCCAGGUUCCAUAUGCUGGUAUCUGGGAACCAGAACUCCCAGAUGGCCCAGACACCGUGUGGCCUCUCAUCCAGAAGCAGCAGAUGCAGGCUCAUACCCCAGAGGAACAGCUGGCCACAGGCCAGACCAUUGCUUAUCUUGCCAAGAAGAUGACCAGAUUCUGCUCUCUGGAGCUGGAAAAUAGAUAGGCUGAAACCUCUCAAGCGAUUCGGGUGACAGGGAGGAAGAGGAAGACAAGGUUGAAAUGGAAAAGGCCAGUAUAGAAUGAGCUGCCCAAUGGAGUAAAGCAAUCAACUUGUUGGUCACCUGUCUUAAAGAAUACCAAAAGUAUAUUCGAGUAGGUUAAUCGAAUGCUUUAAAUCUGACCAAGGCCCAAAUUUAUGUAGAUAACAAAAAUGUAAUUUGAGUCGGAUCUUAUUUCAUUACCACUUUCUUAAAUGUUCUCAAUCAUCCUAUUGAGCAGGGUUUAGACCACACCUCUCUGCAGGUAGCAAGAGCUGCACCUUGUGGACACAGACCCUCCAGGGAGAGGGCUCCUGGUGGGAAGCAAUGUCUUCCAUGCCUGUACAUACAGCAGAUGUCAGCAAACUUUAUCUAUAAAGAGACAGAUAGUGAAUAUUUGGGGCUUUGCAGGCCAUAUGGUCUCUGUUGCAAGUAUUCAAAUCUGCUACUGUAGCAUGAAACAAACCACAGACAAUACAUAAACGAAUGGAUAUGGCUAUGUUCCAAAAAAAAGUUAUGAAUACUAAAAAAGAAAAUUCGUAUUAUUUUCACAUCAUGAAAUUUUAUGACUUGUUGAUUUUUACUUUUUGACCAUUUAAAAAAUUAAAAAACUCCUCUGAGCCCAUGGGCCAUACAAAACCCAGCAGCCUGCCAGGUUUGGCCUGUAGGUCAUAGUAUAAACACCCCUACCAUACGUUCAAGGAAAGCAGCCUUCCCAUUUACCAAGGGAAAGGAGAUCGCUAUCUUAGACCCUUCCUUCAACUACCCAGGGGUCUCUACCUCCAAAAUGAACAACAACUCCAUAGCCCUUAGUUAGGCUCUUUUAAAUGUCCGUGUCCCAGCGAGAAAAUGACAACAAAAAACACCUGUUACUGGUCAAAUUGACUUGAACACACAGGCAAGCACUCAUGCAGAAUGCCAAGCCCUGGGUACAGGAACUGUGACCACUGAGCGCUAACCCGCUUGAGCUCAGGGCCAACUCCCAGGCACAGAGCCUUCCCAGCACAACUCAGCCCACAAUGAUUUCUAAGCGGGGGUGUUCAUCAUCUGACUGAUUUCCAUUUCAGCCCUGUUCAUGCCAUUGCUCUAAAAAUGAUCCUAAAGACUUUUGACUGUUUGAAUCAAUAGCAACACAAUCAGUAGAAAGCCCUACCCAGCGCAUUUCAAAAUUAGCAGUCUUCAUGGCUCUAUGAUUCAAUAUUAGCAAGAGGAAAAGAGGACUUUUUCUUAACCAUCCUCUCAUUGAAAUUAACCAAAUGAGUUUCACAAAAAAAGUGAGGGAGUGAAUUUAAUUCUUUGAAAGAAUUUACAAGUGAAAAGUAGAUGAUUUUCAGGUAAGAUCAUUCUCAGGCCUUUGGGGGAUCCUCCAAGCCCCUGCAAAAUACUCUGGAGAGCUACGGACGGUACAGGAUCCUCUAUCUGCAGCAAACUUUUAUCGAGGCUGACAAGCCAAAGCCCUUGGCACAAUUUAAUUUUUUAUGUAAUCACUUUCCACUGCCCAACUGUAGGCAAAGGAAAUGAACAGUGAAAGUCUUGAAGUCUACUCCAGCACCUUCAUUUCCCUGCCUUUAUUUUAUUUUAUAAAUUUAUUCUGUACCUACUUUAUAGAUCUUGUUCUAGUUUUCUUUAUGGUGCCAACUACAAAGGAGAGUUGGCUCUACAAGGGCUAUAGAUUAGAAGUCAAACUUGACUCUAUCCCAAGACAACACAAAGAGAUACAAGAAGGUACCUCCACCAGCACCCCAGAAAGCAAUCAAACAUUCCCUGGAUGCCAUUAGUGAACAGAUGGGAUUCUGUGUUUGCAGCUACGUUCAAUGUAAUUCAGCAAAUCCUUGCUGAGUGCCCAUGGUGUGCCAGGCCCUGUGCCAGAAACGGGGGAAAGGUGGAUGACUGAGGUGUGGCCCUGCCCAGGUGGGUCUUCCAGGCUCAUGAGCUGUUGGCAUGCUUCCUUUACGGUGUUGGAGGCUGUCUGAGAGCAGUUGGAACAGGUGCAGGCAGAAGUUUAGAGUUGAGGGAGGUGGGUAACUUGCUUUGGCAAUUCUCCACCCUAAGUCAGAUGGCAGGUGUCAUUCUGGGAGCCCUCGAACACACUGCCAAGGUCAAAAUAGGAGAGCUCUAGGGAAGCAGGCAGUGCUUCCCCUAGAUGUUUCUGAUUCUGCCCCAGCCCAACCCAGGUCACUUAUGGAUGAAAGCCAGUCACGCUGCCUACGAGGUGAGUAUCACAUGGCUGAAGGCUGAGAUUCAGUGAGACUAGGCCAAAGGAAGUUCUUCAGUAUGAAGAGCAGGCAGGCAGACCUGGAAAGUAAGCCAAGUACAGGGGCCUGCAUGUGCCAAGUUCCAAAGACACGAAAAGCCUGAUGUGAGGGUGCACCCCUGAGGCCUAAAGUCAGGGCUGAGGAGGGAAGAAGGGCCCUGACUUUGUAGGACCUGCUAAGGGGCCACAGGACACUGGAGAGCAGAGGUUCUUAAGGUGCAUCCCUGGACCAGAGCAUCACCUGGGGAUAAGAGAGAAAUGCAAAUUCUUGGGAUCCACCCAAGAGCUACUGCAUCAGAAACCAGGGGUGGGGCCCAACAGUGUAUGUUUUAAGGCUCUCUGAUCCUGAUGCACUCUAUAAAGGUUUGGAAACCACUGAUGUAGAGGAUGAGAGUGACUUUCACUGGCCCUGGGAGGAGAGGAUUAAUAGGCUAAGAGAGUCCAUCACUAGUGUGGAAGAGAGGGGGUCAAAGCAGAGCUCCCCGUGAACCGUCCAGGGCCCUCCAGACUCUCUCUAGUCCAUACUCCCUGAAGCAGCGAUUUCAAGGAACUUUGGGCCUAGUCCCAACUUCAUUCCUCCCCUGGGGCAGAAGCCACCUCCUGCUGGUCUAGCCCCUUUCAUCCUAGAGACAGACACAGUCCAGGGGAGGCUGUGGUGAGGCUACCCAUCCCUAGGGAGGCUGCCUUCCAGAUUCCCAUUGAUGAGCAGCCUCCUGAAGGGCCAUAUUUUAGGGGAAAUGAUUAAACUGUAGCAGUGUCCCUACAUCACCAGGAGAACUGCCUACAGACAGUGGAGUGGGGCCAUCUAAGGGCACCAACAGCUUUGCUGCAGUGCUGCUCCAUCUGUAUACGACAGGGUCACGCAGCGUCACAAUCCAAACACAGAAUUGGAUGGAGAAUAAAUGGCUUUUCUUGGAAGGGCAGAAGCUCAUUCUGGAUGUUACUAAUAGUAGAAAACAAAACCCCAAAACAAACCUGCAGCAUUCUCUACAGGCAGAAUCUAUGUUGGCCUUCAAACCUCUAAGACCUGCAAAGGUACCAGUCUCCACCAAUUCCCUUCUCCCCUGCCCCCCAGAAGCCUGAGGUCUGCCAAUUAUUGAUUUAGGCUUUUGAUUCAUGGCUUAAACUCUGCAAAAGUCUACAACCUUUUGGGAGAAACUAGUUGGCACUCUAUCGUCAUUUACACCUACCUGUGGUGCAGAAUCUGUCCUCACGUAAAGGUUGCUGGGAGUCAGAGACUGGGGCGCUGGGCCUUAGGGUGGAAGGAUGGAGGGGCUGGAAGGGAGUGGGAGUGGAAGGGAGUGGGCUGGAAGGGAACCCAGACACAUGGCCUUGGAGAGCUCAGGAGAGGAGCUGCUACCUCUGGACCAUGGAGGUGAUACAUCUCCAAGAGCCCGGGACCCAUCCCAUGAGAACUGUCCGUUGAAUGAAAUGGAACCACAGUGCUCAAGCACCCACUGGGGACCCUGACCAGGCCCCAGAAAACAUGGCUGUGUGAGGCUGAUGGCCCCUCAGCUCCUGCCGCCUCCGCUGUCACAGGCUCCCUCGUCAAGGCAAGAGUCACUCACCUAUCCCAGCGCCGUGGGUGACUAGUACAGCACCUGGCCCACGGUACGCGCUUGAUAAAUGGUGAAUUAAACAGAAUACCAGAGAUCACCUGACCUCAGCAAAUGGACAGGAUGUGAAAAAUUAAGAUGCUUCAAAAAAAAAAAAAAAAAAGAAGACUCCACCAUCAUUUCUCUUGGUAUAUAGGUCGGGAUCCUUCAUAAAAUCAGAGUGAGGAGGAGUGGAAGUACAUAGAGGGGCAGAAGAACAGGAAUGGGGUUGUUGGACAGUGGCCCCUUCCUAUCUAUAACAGUAAAAGGUGCCCCUAAGCACGGAGCAGUUGGAGGGGCCUUGAUAAGCCCACCUGCUCCAUCCUCUAGGUCCUGAGAGGGGGUCCUAAUCUGUUAAUGACCCCAGUCCUGUGGUGCUCUGCAGCCCCUUUUACCAGAUUCGCUGCAGAGAUCUGUCAAGGUGAAGCUCAACCCCCAACAGACAUAGGAAAAGAGAACAACAGACGUGAGAAGAGCCAAAACGCAGACGGUGUAUAUUAAUCCCAGGCGAAAGAAACGUGCCAGCUUUAACAUUUGUUCACUUUUAUCUUGAAAUGAAAAUGCAUGUCUGCUGCCCAGACCCUUUUCUGAGCAUUUCAGAACAGAAAUGGGACACACACACUCACUCAUCGUAGGGGUUCUUUCCCCAGCAGAAAGAGCUAUCAGAGAAAGAAGCCCACAGGUUGUGUCUAUGUGCAGGAGCAGAUAACCAACCACAGGUCCCAGCUAGAGUCCAGCCCUGUGAAAAAGGGAGGGGAAGGGCCAGGAGACAGCUGUCCUUAGGAAGGGUUCGUUAGGGCCUCUGUGACAAAGGGCUCCACUUGGGCCUGCGGAUCAGAGAGAAGAGUACGAUGUGCACACCCCUGCAGACAAAAGUCCGUGCAUCCUGGGCAAUGUGGAACACACCCCCUAGCUCCUCCCUCCACUGCAAAGGAGCCGCCAAUGUGUAAGAUUCUUAGAAGAGGCCACGUACAUCUUCACUUGUACACUUCAAAUGGUGGAAAUAAGGCAAAUGCUGUUCGGAGAUUAGGAGGUUAGACUUGAUACCCAGGGCUGAUCACUCAAAAGGCAAAGAGAGAGAGAUUGAGGGGAAAGCGGACUCAGAGUUAGAGAGGGAACAGGCGAGGCUGGGCGAAGAGUAACAGAACAGAAACGUGCUCACCGAGGAAGCCAGAGCAUUGCUCUGAACUGAGAGCUCUAUGCAAGUUUCAGCAAACUAUGGGGAAGCCUGGCCCUGUGACCCAGGGGCAGUCAAAUCCACACCUCCAGACUCAGCCCUGUUCGAAGGUGGUUUCAUUCUUAAUUGAACCAGUCGUGAUGGAUCAAUCCACCUGAUCGCUUCCGGCCUGACCUUGGUGGCGUCCAAAAAAAGGUGUUGGUGCCCUGAGCUGGACAGCUUGGAAGGAAGUUGAAGAAAACCAGCUGGUGAAUAAGAAAAGAGACUGCAUGUAGAAGUUGGUUGUUUUCAAAGAAAUCUGUAGGUAUUAGAGUCAGGUGUGUUACGUUAUUGGCAUGGGCAUUAUAAAUGUCAGGGAGGGAAGAUUCAGAAUGACUUGGUGGGGCACUCGUUUGGAAAAUUAGUUUAUGUGUUAAAUAGAAGUCAUCAAGGACAAACAGGCAAAGGACAGUGACUUAUGUGUGUCGUCUACAUAGAGAGAGACACAAAAUGCAGAAAUAAGGAAGAUAUAAGGUGUCAAUGAUCCCAACACAUUUUCAAUUCCUUAGAAGUGCCGGUUUGGAUGUUACACUUUUUCUUACUGUCCUCAUUUACUUUUAGCUCUCAAAGCACUGGGAACAGUGCCUGGCACAUGGUAGGAGUUUGGUAAGCGCUGGGAAGUGGAAGGUCCAGCUUGUCACUACAUGGUAAACACUCAGUACUCACUAUACAUCAAAUUAAAUGAGCCAUAGGGAAGCAGGUCAGCCACAUCCCCCUCCUAGAUCAUCACAACCCAGCUAAGGAGAGGCCUUCCUGAACUGACAGAUUCAGAGCAAGGUCCAGCCAGCUGCAGGCACUGGGCCUGGCUCUUGCCAGGAUGCUGUACAUAGUGGGCCUGUAUCACUUAGGAUGCUACACAUAGUGGGUUUGUAUCACUUUAGACAGGAUUCUCUGCACAUGGUGGGUCUGUUUCACUUAGACCUUAUCUGCAUAACACCUAACAAGCUAUUUCUACAGGGAAUAUGGCUGGGGGCUCCCCUCCUAUUGCAUCUGCCAUUUCCUAAACGCUUGGUGCAAUGCUGUGGAGUUCUGCCAACUUCGGGCACAAUUUGAGAACUAAAGGUAACGAUUCUGGGUUCAGCCAGUCUAAGAGGUCUAGUGAUUUCUUCUCUCAGCCCUUCACAUCAUCCAAAUCUGGAGAUGCCACCUCAAGGGGUAGGCCAGUGUGUGCCUGACGCAUGUCAGACUUCUGAGUUCUUCCAGCUGCCUCAAAUAAAUCCUUUUAGUCUAGAAAAUGUGUUUAUAUGCUAACUAUACUAUUGUGUAUGAUGUGAAACGAUGCAAACUUUGGACUAUCUUGUUAGAAGGACUGUAUGCAUUUAUAUAAUUUAAUUUCAGGAGAGCAUGUUGUCAUCUUGCUCAAUGAAUGAGGUUGCCCAACCAAAGAUGAUCAGAGAAAAUGCCCCCUCCCCUCCCCACACCUCUCAGCCCCACCCCUCAUGGAGCCCCUGCCUAAUUGAGUUGUCCCGUCCACUCCAGGCUGAUGCAGAGUGAAGGGCGCUGAGAACCUCCGUGUAUAUAAAGCUAUAGGAAGAAAAUAAGAACCACCACAGGAAUCUGUCGGGCUUCUUCCCAUAACUGUGAUUUUACCCAUGUUUGAGUCACAAACUUUAAAUUUCUAACAAUUAAGAUUCCUGCAGUUUCCAAGUAAUUUGUUAAAUGCCUAUUCGACACAGAUAUUUAUUUUCAGCCUUGACUUGUAAAUGCCUACAAACUGAUUCAUGCUGGUGGUCGUUACGACACUUCCUGUGAAUUGGUGAAUAAAUAUGAUUUUAGAAUUUCACAGUAAA